This is a messenger RNA of Zychaea mexicana, 379 nucleotides long. RefSeq lists its product as uncharacterized. NCBI's taxonomy places the organism in Eukaryota, Fungi, Mucoromycota, Mucoromycetes, Mucorales, Lichtheimiaceae. The transcript has 4 exons. The coding region runs from base 85 to 318 and encodes 77 amino acids. The record is from RefSeq and is a predicted model, not a curated record.
CUCAUUUUAACCCAGCAAGUUUUCUUGUUUUGGUCCUCUUUUAAACCUCCAGCGUGCCCUCCCCUCCCCACUCUAUAAAUAAUAAUGCCUGUCCCAUUUGAAGCAUUUAUUCCUUUCGGCAUUAUUGCCGCUAUGUUCACCGUCACUGGUACCGGUUUGGGUACCGUUAGAUACUUCGCGAACGGCCACAAGCCCGCUCGCUUCAAUGUCGAUGUCUUUGAUAAAGCCAUGAUGGAGCGCGAUAGACGUCUUACUGGCUCGCUCCGUGGACAAUCGACAGAGCCUGUUGCACCUGCUGCAUUUGCUACCAACAGGUAAAAAGAUAUUUUUUUACUACUAUCAGGGUUGCUUGCUAGCUAUUAAUGUGCUUAUCUAUCUA